Pediculus humanus corporis (human body louse) is the source of this 8583-nucleotide messenger RNA. RefSeq lists its product as uncharacterized. Gene Ontology annotation, cellular component: membrane. The transcript has 17 exons. The record is from RefSeq and is a predicted model, not a curated record. The coding region runs from base 1 to 8583 and encodes 2860 amino acids. Lineage: Eukaryota; Metazoa; Arthropoda; Insecta; Psocodea; Pediculidae.
AUGAAAGUCGUGAAAUUAAUUGAAACCAGAGUCACACUGACGAGUACGAAUAAUCCGAAAUCGCCCAUCGAAAGGCCAGACAUACGAUUGGUCGAUGGUCCAUCGAUACUAACCGGAAGACUGCAAAUAUUUCACAAUGGAAAAUGGAGAUCCGUUUGCACAAAUUCGAGAAAUUGGACGAGAGCGGAUAUGGAAACGGCAUGCAGACACCUCGGAUUUCAGGGGGGGGAAUGGUGGGGUUGGGUCAAUAGAGAAACGGGUACGGCCGCUCCGAGACUCUUGUUGGAAAAGCCAAAAUGUUCGGGAGUCGAGAAAAAUCUUUUCGAAUGUCAACAAUGGAGCACGAGACAAUUGGGAUCCGGAGUUUGCGAUUAUCAUCCGGAUUUAGGUAUCGAAUGUUUACCGUCGCACGCAUCGAACACGGCAACCGUUCACCACUGGAGAGGAAUAAGGUUCGAAAAUGCCAAAUAUGAAAAACGUUUGAAAGAAUCCAACACUCUAUACGUUCCAGAAUCGAAAUCCGUUUUGGAAAACGUCGACAUACUCCAUGCGGGAUCCGGAAGGGAUUAUAAUGCAACGUCCGCGGUGACGGUCGUCGGUGUACCACCCGUAAUGGUGUCCAUUAACGUUUUCCACUCGGCUUAUAAUGGUAUAAACAUAACACUACCGAAAUCACCGGUCGUAUUGAAAAAUUCAACGGUUCGGGGUAACAGGGGUCACGGGAUUUUCUUGAACAGUUCAUACGGUGACGUUUUGAUAAGUAACACGAUUGUUUCCGACAACGGAGGUGACGGACUACGUUUCGUCGUACACGAACAACAGAACGCACAAGACGAACAAUUCGACAGGAGUAGUUUCUACGAUUUUUGCAUGAUACCGACGACGGCGAGUCAAACGUAUCCGGUAAGAGUUUGGAUGCAACAAACGGAAUUCAAUCCGAAUUCUAAGGAAUGUUAUCAGAAUUUUCGCACGGCCUCCGAUAGAGUUUUAACGUUCGAAGUUGAUUAUGCCAUGUCGGGAGGAAAUGACGACGGCGACGGUGGCGACGGCGUCAACCUUUCCGUUUACGACGGUUCUUAUUUCACCGAUCCACUCCUCGUCGACGUACCUGUAAGAAACAAAACGAGACCUCAAACCGUCGUCACGACCGGAAAUUCAAUGUUUGUCGCAUUCAAAGCCAAACCUCACGCGAAAGCAUUGAUUUAUAUAAAAAUAACGGCGGGCAAAACGAAAAGAUACGAUUUGAACGUUACCGGAAGUACGAUAGUCGACAAUAACGGAAGAGGAAUCGCGGUUGAAAAUUUAAACAGCGGCGUACACGUUCAUCAAACCUCCGUUUCGAAUAACAAACACGUUGCCGGUAUCCACAUUUUAAACGGAGCCGGUGACGUAAACAUAACGGAAAGUAGGAUAGCUUUCAAUCAGGGUGACGGAGUCAACAUAUCGUACGCGGGUGGAACGAGAAACAUAACGAAAUCCGUUUUGUCAUCCAACAGGGGAUUCGGGAUUUCGAUUUGGUUAAACGACACGAAAAAUCCCGAACGGAUUUUGACGAAUCAGGAAACCAUCAUUUCCUACAGCGAACUAUUCAAAAACGAUUUGUCGUCCGUUUUCGUGGGAAAUUUUUGCGGGGAUUCAAUCGUCAACAUAUCCGGAAAUUGGUUCAACGAAUCAUCCGACAACGCCGUAGAAAUUCAAACUUGCUGGUUGAAAAAUUCAUCGCUCACUCGUUUGCAAAUCGGACACAACGUUUUUUACAAAAAUGAAAAAUUGGGCAUUAAAAUCGUGCCCGCGUUGAAUUUGAAGGGUAAAAUCGAGUACAAUCACGUAAACGAACACGCGUACGGUGGGAUAUUGAUAAAAAAUCCCCUCGAAUACGAAGAACAAUACGACGAUUUCGAAUCGAUGCCCACGGAUUUGCUCGUUCAAUUCAACGAAUUUCAAUUCAACAGAGGCGUCUACGUCGUCAAUUUGGGUCUCUCGCCCUACAGCGACGUUCAAAGGAUUUUAUUCACGAGAAAUUUCGUUCGGUACAAUAAGAUAAAGGAACCCUUCGACAGAGGGAUGGGAUACGCGGACGAGGGCAAAAUACGAUUGAAUCCGAGGAGUCGCGUGUCCGCACCCGUCGUCGUGUCCUCCAGCAACGUCGACAUUUUCCGUAACAUAAUACAAAAUCACGAGUCCAAAUACGAAAUCGGAAGUCAUUUGGAGGAUCAAAGUCAAGUCAUAAAUUGCACCUACAAUUGGUUGGGAUACUCGCAAGAGGAAAAAAUUUACUUUCGUUUGUUUCACCGAAAGGAUCGUUACAAUUUGGCAAAGAUCGAAUAUCUACCGUACCUUUUGCACUCGAGUAAUCCCGCCACGCUCACGACCGUCGUCAAUCCCACUUUCGUCCCGCAAUUUUGGAACCCGGGAUCGAACGUCGUGGGCGGUGAAGUCGACGGGAUCGAAAGUUUAAGAGCCGGAGAGUAUUUCGUGGAAAGAGACAUAAACAUAAGGCCGGGUGGUAAAUUGACACUUCACAGCGGAGUCACCCUCAGAUUUUCUCCGAGCGUGGGUUUGAUGGCCGGAGGACGAUUGGAAGCGAGAGGACACGGUCCCAACACUAUUCUAUUCACGUUGAAAGAAGAUAGAAUCGAACCCGUCGAAGGAGAAAACGAAGGUGAACAAUUGGCGCGAGGACCCCAGGAAAACAACGAUACGAACGUUAGAUUGUUGGGUGGGAAAAGCGAUAAAGAAGGAAGGUUGCAAGUGAAAGUGGAUGGUAAAUGGGGAACGGUUUGCAAUUACGGUUGGAACGUCGUGAACGCGGCGCUCGCGUGUCAUCAAUUGGGUCUCGUUUUAAAUCCGCACGAUUGGUAUCUCGAAAGAAGCGAAAUCCCAUUGGCGGGCAUAUCCGAAGACAUAGUUUUGAGUAACGUCAAAUGCACGGAAGAAGAUUUGGAUUUGAGCAAAUGCAAAUCGGAAAAGGUUGGAGAUUUCGAAGGUUCUUGUUCUCACGACAACGACGUCGGAAUACGAUGUCACGAUCCCGUUUGGGCGGGAAUUCGAUUCGGCGUUCUCUCCGAGCCCACGACUCUACAGUACGUCACCAUCGAAAAAGCGGGUCUUUUGGAUCACGCGACGAACGCUUUUAAACCCGCAUUGCAAAUCGAUUUCGCUCGUCACUCUUUGGAAAACGUUCGCGUCGUCUCCAAUUCCUACGACGGUUUGGGCGUCAUUUAUUCCGAUCUUUACUCGUCCGGUGCGAGCAACACGAUCAGGAAUUCCGAAUUCAGUUUUAACAAAGGGAACGGAAUCAGUUUCAAACAAGUCGGAAUGACGAUCGUCGGAAGCAGUCUGGAAAACAAUCAAUUCGCCGGAAUACGUCACGAUCCGUCGAUGACGAAAAAACAACAGAGAGAAUUAGCCGGAUGGUUCGUCGAGAGAUCGGAUCCGUACAUUUACAAUCCGAUUUACGUCCCUCACACGUCCAACAUCAACCUGGAAGAUACGGAAAGUCGUUACGUCAUAACUCAAAAAAUCUCGACGACGAACGAUCCAAUUGAAAAAACGUUCACGGUUCGAGUUCGUCCGGGUUACGUCAUCGGCAUUCAACUUCUGAAUCCCGUUCACAAUCGAAGCACCGAAGAAAUAAACAUUUACGAUUCGCAAAGUUUAUCGGGAUCCCCGGAAUCGUGGAAUUUGAAAAGGGAUCUAACGGUUUUCCCGACGACGAGCAGUUCUUUCGGCAUAACGAUCAAAUAUUCGAGCGGAUCGAAAGGUUUGGGCGGUUGCGUUUUCAUGUUGUCGUCGAUUCGCGCUCCCGUUCAAAACGUUCCCAACAGAGUCGUCCGCGGGGCUUUUUCAUCGCUCACGAUAAAAGACACGAAAAUCAAAGGGAACGAAAAAGGAUUGUGGUGUUCUUACUACAACAGGUACACGGACGAAUUCGGGGAUCAUUAUUUGAGACGAUCGAACGAAUCGAUAACGAUGAUCGGUUGCGAAAUAUCACACAAUCGACAGGAAGCCGUUUACGUCAAUUCUCCGUAUUGGAACGUUCACCGUUCGAACAUAUCCGAAAUCACGUUCGUUAUAAAUUCGACUCUCAUCAUCGAUAACGGAAGAGGGAUUUUUCAAUUUAGCAGGGACGUUCGACAAUCAAAUAAUUUAUUUCACUGGUUCCUUCACGACAAUUCCAUCGAGAGAAACAUUUACGGAGGAUUCGAAGUCACUCUUCCCUACGUUUGGCAAUACAACGAAAAUUUCACUCAUUCGCUCCGUUUCGUCAACAACACUUUCCGUGGCAACAGACAAUUUUCGUUCGUCGUCGACGGUCACUACGCCGUCCUCAACAUGAGCGACAACGUUUUCACCGAGAACAAAUGCAAAACGGGACUCGUUUCGUUUAGGGGAAUGGAAAAAUUCAUGAACGUCGAUGGUAACACGAUAGAAAGGAAUUCCGGGUCGCACAUGAUCGAAUUCAAAAUCGAAAGUCAAUCGGAAAUAUUGGGAUACGUUCCGGCUUCGUUUCGGUACAACGUCGUCAAGGGAAACAAUCAACAGAAUUUCCUGUCGUCGAAGGGUUUGCAACAGUACUACAGAUCCCCGUCGUUCGUCAUAGGUUUCCACGGCAUUCAACACGUGCGAAUCAACAAUAAUCUUUUCGGACGAAAUUCUCUCGACUACGAAUUGAUCGCGGGGAUUCGAACGGCCAAAUUGGACACGUACGUCGACGUGACGCACAAUUGGUGGGGUUCGAGCGACAUAAACGUCAUAAAGGAAAAAAUAUUCGAUUUCGACGAUUGGAACAAUCACGCCAUAGCCAAUUUUCGACCCUAUCUCGUCGAGGAUAAAAUGAACGGAUCCCUUUCCGUGUCGUGGGAAACGCCCGCGGUUUUCGACGCGAACAACAUCGGAGGACGCAUAAAAAACGAUUUGAUUUUAUAUCCGAGAGAAGAGCCAUAUGUCAUAAGGAGAGACAUAACCGUCAUGCCGGACGUGACUUUGACCAUCGCUCCUGGAGUCGUCAUGGAAUUCGAACCAAACAUUGGAAUAUUAGUGCUCGGAACUCUAAAGGCACGGGGUAAAAAACACAAUCCGAUAAUUUUUAAACCUUCGCCCGUGUCGAAUCCGGUCGACAGAUAUUUAAGAUCGGAAAAUUUGUACACUCCUUCCGUUCGACUUUGCGCCGGUGAAAAUUGUUCCCUCGAAUCCCCGAAACCCGUCAAUUAUGGUUUUUUGGAAUACUACAAUCGUACGACGAUGCAAUGGGUUCCCGUUUGCGACGAUAGGUUCACGGAAAAAAAUGCACAGGUCGUGUGCAAGGAAAUCGGAUUCGAUUCGAUAAACGUGAGAUUCGAUCUAGGACCGAGAGUGGAAUUUCAUCCCAAUUCUCUCACGAGGAUUUGGUCGUAUCCGGAACCCCUUCAAUGCACCGGAAAUGAAAACAGACUCGAAGAGUGUGAAAUACGUCUCAACGGACAACAGUAUAAUCACGUUCACGAGUGUUACUGGAAUUCGGAUUUUGUUUUCGUUCACUGCGGAGAAAGAAAUCUACCCAAACACAUGCUCUAUUGGGGUGGUAUCAGGUUUGCCAACGGACGAUUCGAACAAAAUUUUUACGAACAUCGAAUCCAUGACGUCGUCACGCACGAAACGUCACAGAGAAGCGAAAGCGUUUUGGAACACGUCAACAUAACCGGAGCUGGAAUACUACACAAUGAAAAAUCUCCAGCCGUUCAAGCCGUCGUGAAAAGUCCGCAUUUGUCAAAUUUGAACAUAACAUUUUGCGCGGAUGAUGGAAUCAAUUUGAUAUCACCAAGCGAUCACAUAAGAUUACUUUUCUCCAGCAUACAAAAUAAUUUAGGAACUGGAGUGAGCGUUCUAUCGCUCACCGGAGAAGGAAGAGAUUCGGAAGAAAGUUCUUUUUACCCGUUGAAACAAGGAACGGAACCCUAUCACAUAUUCAGUUUGGUCGACGUGUGUGACACGAACAAGGAGAUUUUGGUUGAGGAAAGAGUCAUUUUAUAUUACAAAUACGACAACGUGCCCGUCAAUUGCGUCAAAAUUUUCCGUAACGUCGUCAAACCUUUCGGAUUCAGGUUGUUACAAUUCAAUCUCUACAACAGCACGACGAAACCCGGAAGACCGGAUACGAUUUCCGUGUACGACGGAAGCAUAUACAACGUGACGGCUCCCCUACUCACGACCAUCGAAUCCGGAUCUCCCCUGGGAAAGAAAAUGAUAAAAACGACGGGACCCUCGUUGAGCGUUCGAUUGUUUGCGAACGGAGCGAGUAGCGUGCACGGUUUCAUAGCGGAAAUUGUCACGCUACCGAUAUCCGCCAUCGGAUUCAAUCGCGACGUUCAACAUAACAUAUCGUAUUCCGUUAUAUCGAACAACGAACGUGGAGCCAUAGACUACCGGAGCGCUGGAGAAGUCAAUCCGACACUCACAGUCGAAUGGAAUCAAUUCACGAACAAUUGUAAACAUUUAUACGGUAAUUUCACGACGUGCGAAGCCGCCAUACAACUCGACGUACAAAAUCCUCAAAAUUUUUACUUUAGGAACAAUUUGAUUAAGAGAAAUCAGGGCGGAUUACAUUUGAGAACGGAUUCGAGAGGUUCCGCGACGGCUUUGAAAGGUUGGAUAUACAAUAAUUUAUGGACGGAAAAUCGUAACAAACCCGUUUUGCACGUGGAAGGAAGGAAAAAUUCCGCGUAUCAAGAAGUGACGGUUUUUAGAAAUUUUUUUUCGAAAAAUUACGCGCCCUACGAGAACACGAUCAUAUUGAAACAGGUCAUAUCGAAUUUCACGUACAAUUACAUACAGGAAAAUUGGGGAGCCUACGUUUUGGAAGUGUCCGGUUUUCAAAAAGUUCGCUUGCCCAUUUACCAAUCCACGUCGCACAACGGAUUCUAUCACAAUUACGGAAUGAAUAGCGAAAAUCACGCGACCAUAUUGGCUGGAACGGCUGGACAACAUUACGUUGAUAACGUUUUAUUUAAUCCGGAUAACGAUUAUGAAAUUGUGACCGUCAACAGAUCCCUCAGUUUGGACAUUUGGAAAACAUCCAUUGAUGCGAAACACAAUUGGUGGGGAUUCAACGAAACUUUGGCCGUGUCCGGACGAAUAAAGGACCGAUUGGACGAACCCGAUUUGCUCGAAGUCAAUUUUCAACCCUUUUUGCAAAGCAACAAAUCGAUAUUGGACGACAAGUGUCCACCCGGUUGGAAAUUGUUCACCGACACGUGUUUGAUAUACGUGGGAGCUCCGAUGUCGUUUCGAGACGCCCGAGAUUUUUGCGAGGGAAACAACGCGACGAUGCCGUACAUAUUUGGAAAUCACCUACGCCUCUACCAGUUCCUACGAUCUCAACAAAACGAUUUUCAAUUCUACGAUCGAGUUUGGAUUCGACAUCUCGACAAGAUAAAAGAAUGCACGGUUUUCACGUAUCAGCGAAUCGAAGUCGACGAUUGCGAACGAUUGAGUCCCUUCGUGUGCGAAAUCGAUCCAUCGGUCACGAUAAAUUUAUUCUUUUGGAAAAACGACACGACGAUAUUGGCCGUCUUCGGAGCCGCCGGAUGCAUUCUUCUUCUCAUGGCAGUCAUCGUCAUCUUGUGGUGCACCAAGUGUAAAAAAAGAAGAGAAGAAAGAUUGGAAAGGAGGAAUUCGAUAAGGCAAUCACUCAGAUCCCUGAAAUCCGUGGGUUCGACGAACGGUUUGAGCGACAUCGGAUAUCGUCAAAACGUUGGAUCGUCGUCGUCGCAAAAAUCCAGUCCGACAACUCUGACGAAAGACUACAAGAAGAUGAUGAACGGGAGUUUGGAUUCGAUGGAGAAAUGCCAGUACAAUUCGAGCAUGGACGACACUCAAAGCUACGACAUUUACGAAGCGCACAAUCCGAGUCUGUCGCCGAAAUGGGAUCAUCGUCCUUCGAGACCGAGCUUCGACCUGACGUAUCAGAACAAGGGAUUCCGGGAUAAUUCGACGUUUGCAUCUCGCGAAGACAACGCCCUCAGCGAUACGACGACGGGACACGACAACUACUACGACACGGGAACCCUACCCCUCGCCUCUCCCAGCAUCGCGAACACGGAUUCUAUAACGGAUUUGAAGAGAGGAGUGCUACAGCAACAGCAACAGCAAGGACGACAGGAGCAACCGCAACAACCACCACCGAACGGUAAAUACCUCCCCUCUAAUUUCAGGCCUAACAAUUAUUACGUUCACACUCCUCCUACGUACGACCGUUCGAUCCACGUCGCGACUCCCGAUUCCGAACUACUCACCGAAAACGGUUACUUCUACAAUAAUCCUCCUCCAAUGCAAACCUACUACGAUUGCAACAACAGCAUCUUCGACAUGUCGACGACCAAGAGUAAACCCUCGACGGAAUCACUUUUGGAAACGAACGUGGACGACGACGAAGAUAAUACUAAGAAAACUCACGUGAGUAGUGGUGGUCAUCUUCCGAAGGCGAAGAGCGAAGCACUCCUCGAAACGAACUUCGACGUCUUCGAAGUCGGUUUACCUCCCCCAAGCGAAGGACUAUCACUCUCCAGCAGGAGUAAGAGUCAACCCCUUGAGACGUCCAUGUAG